AUGCGAACUCACAAGCCAUGCCUGGCAAUCCUUGGAUUCGUUUGCUUCCUGUCAAGUUCUCAUUCACUUCACAUUAGCCGUCUUCAAUCUCGGGCACUCCACCAUGCGGAAACCGUCCUUAGUGACAGCGAACCUCUGGGAGAAGCUAUGAGAAACGGCUUGCAACGACAGCCCACGACGCCCACGACUGGAGAAAGCAAGCUGUUAGCGCCUGACACACAAGGGUCUGGAGGACAUUCAGAGACAAUCAAACAGCCCGUUUCUUCAGAGGCUACUCGAGAAGGAUUGGUGCCUGAAAGCCACCCGCCUGAACCAGAACUCACAAAAUUUGGCAAAAUAAAAAAUAAGGUUAUGGAUUCCUACCAAGCUUUCAAGACCAAACCUCAAUUUCUCGCUGGCUUGGUAAAACCGUUCGAAAAUUUGCAGAAAGCUAAGGAGGCCCGUAAUCAGCGUACCACCGCGCAACGCAUGGAAAAUUUUAUACAAAUUCGAAACCAGCUUUCCAAAGCUCUCGUGGAAGAUGAGAAGUCAAAUGGAGAAAACAAUUUGGAUCUAGACAAAUUGGCCGCGCAACUUGAACAGAAGCUAUCCAAAGCAAGCAAACCCCUCAAAUCCGAUGACAACGCGUCCCCAUUCACAAAAGCGUACCUGGAUGAUUACCUCAAGAAACUUAAGAGUCAUCAAACCAUUGUCAAUCAGCUUAAGAAUGUCCAGAAGCGAUGGUCAUCAACCGAAAUUAUUUCACCAGACUUAACCCCAACCGAACUAGCCUUGCAGUCUGAAAUAUUGAGCUUCAUCCGGGAAGUGAAUGAAAUUGGCUUCCACAACCGCUUUUGGGAAGACUUGCAUGUCAUACAGGUCAGCAUCAACCAGGAACUCAAAAAAUGGCCGGCCGAGUCCUUCGGCUACCUACGACAGCAUAUUCCCAACCUUACAAAGGAGUACCUCAUAGAUAAAAUUUCUUCGCGCCCGCAAAAAUUUGUUGCAGCCCGGGCGCUUCAGUUGAAGGGAAAGCCCCUUGAAGAGCUUCCCGGUAACAGUUAUCUUACCGUAGAGCAAGUCAUCGAACGAUUACCAUCUGAUCUUGGCGAUGGAGAGAUGGAGAUGGUGAUGUACCGUUACGCGGUGAUAAAAAAAUUUGAAGCUCUCCUGCAGAAAAUACGCCAAGAAGCAACUAGCCUUCUCGAGGAACGACUUAAACUUUCUGUCCAGCCUGUCUCGCCGACAGAGGCAAAUCACCAGUUGAAGAAACUUUUCUCAAGCCCCACCAAACAAGAUUCGAUGUGGCUCGAUCAAACCUUCGAGAAAUUCUACGGGACGAGUCCGGCAACAGUAUUUGUGAAGCUGAGGGGUAUACCGGAAGACCAAAUACUAAUGCGCUCUGUCCUUGACAACAACGUCGAGUCUCUUGCCUUCUUAUCCGAAGAGAAGAUGGAAGCACUCCGAAAGGCUUCGUCUGAUCGUCAAACCUUCCAAAAAAAACUCAAAUCAAUCAGUUCGAAACUACCACCUGGCAUCGAAAAAGAAGCAAUAGAAACUGUUAGGAAGGAAGCCACCAUCUCCUAUCCCGCUGUGGAACGACCAAUUGUCGAUAAGUUACACAGCCAGCACAUUAUCAGUGACGAACUGAAGGCAAAACUAAACCCACCUGGGGGACUAUCUCUCGAAAAAUAUUUGAAGGCUCUAGGUACACAAGAUGAAUUGAGAAAGACCUUGAUGUCGAAAUUUCAAUCUGACCUUCGCAAGCGUCUUGAAGCUCCUCAGGACGAUCCAAAGGAAAUUUUGGACCGCACUGUUACCCUACUCGCUCAAUCCCACAUUGACCAGCUCGAUAUCAGGGCCAGAGUAAAAUAUCUCAAGCCGGAUUCACUCCUCUCAAGACGACCCCCGGGCUUUGGUGAAGCGUUAGGUUUGUACGAUCCAGAAAAACUCACCCAUCUAGCUGAUGGUCCCCAAGAGCCAGCAAUCCUAGCAAAGGCAUACGUCGAAGCCCACCUUCCUCUGACACCCUUGGCUGAAUAUAAAUCAGAUCUGGAUGAAUUAUUGAGUGAAGUCAAAAUCCCUCAAAUUGCGCCUGAUGCGAAAUUCUCGGACGACCUUGGUUUUACCGACCGAUUGGCCCUUUUCGAUCAACGGCUCUCUGCAAUUUACCUGGAGCCAUUCACAGAAGAUGACCCGCGUUUGAGUGGAACUCAAUACCAAAGGCUCACCAAGGAAUCUCGAGAAAGUCUGAACAAUCUAGUCCACACGAUUUACUCCAACCGCAGGAAAUUCGACGCGAUCAGCCAAGAAGAACGCUUAUUGAGUGGCCAAAUAGAAAAGAUCGAAGCCGAACUUGCUCCACAACUUCCAGUGGUCACCAAAGUAAUGAAAGCUACGUUAAAGCCUGAGAAGCCUUUCAAAAGGCUUGCCAAGGAUUUCUUCUCCAAAAAAUUGUAUACCCCCAUCUUGCGAUUCUUGAAGAAGCUCAUGAAGACCGCCAAGUCCAAACUUCAGAAAGCGACAUGAGCAUCAUUGUCAGGUACCCAAGCCCCGUUUCUCGUUCAUGUGCGUAGAGCCCAUGGGCUUUCUCGUUCUCGUUCUCUUUCUCCUUUAUAAAUUCUGAAAUAACCACAAAUACAUUCAUUGCAUACUACUUUUCAC
Puccinia graminis f. sp. tritici CRL 75-36-700-3 is the source of this 2643-nucleotide messenger RNA. RefSeq lists its product as uncharacterized. The transcript is spliced from 5 exons. The record is from RefSeq and is a predicted model, not a curated record. Lineage: Eukaryota; Fungi; Basidiomycota; Pucciniomycetes; Pucciniales; Pucciniaceae. The coding region runs from base 1 to 2508 and encodes 835 amino acids.